CACCAGGCACAUCUCCUACGAAGGAUGUGCUGCACAGGUCUUUUUCUUUCUCUUCUUCAUUUCAGCUGAAUAUUCUCUCCUCACUGUCAUGUCCUAUGACCGCUACGUUGCCAUCUGCAAGCCCCUGCACUACGGGACCUUGAUGGACAGCAGAGCUUGUGCCACCAUGGCAGCAGCUGCCUGGGGCACUGGGGUUCUCUAUUCCCUGCUGCACACUGCCAAUACAUUUUCACUGCCUCUCUGCCAAGGCAAUGCCAUCAAUCAGUUCUUCUGUGAAAUCCCCCACAUCCUUACGCUCUGCUGCUCACACUCCUACCUCAGGGAAGUUGGGCUUAUUGUAUUUUGUGUCCCUUUGGAGUUUGGGUGCUUUGUAUUCAUUGCUGGGUCAUAUAUGCAGAUCUUCAGGGCUGUGCUGAGGAUGCCCUCUGAGCAGGGACGGCACAAAGCCUUCUCCACGUGCCUCCCUCACCUGGCCGUGGUCUCCCUGUUUCUCAGCACAGGCAUGGUUGCUUAUUUGAAGCCACCCUCCAUCUCCUUCCCAUCCCUGGACCUGGUGGUGUCAUUUCUGUACUCGGUGGUGCCUCCAAUGCUGAACCCCCUCAUCUACAGCAUGAGGAACCAGGAGUUCAAAGAUGCUCUGCGGAAACUGAUGACCAAAUGA
Phasianus colchicus (ring-necked pheasant) is the source of this 661-nucleotide messenger RNA. Its product is annotated as olfactory receptor 14C36-like. NCBI's taxonomy places the organism in Eukaryota, Metazoa, Chordata, Aves, Galliformes, Phasianidae. The record is from RefSeq and is a predicted model, not a curated record. Gene Ontology annotation, biological process: G protein-coupled receptor signaling pathway. Gene Ontology annotation, cellular component: membrane. Gene Ontology annotation, molecular function: olfactory receptor activity; G protein-coupled receptor activity.